AUGGCGGAUGAAUUUUCCAAGGUUGCGUCUCAAUCGCAAGCCGGGAUCCAGUCCCUUAGCGACCAAACAUCCCUCCUUGACUUGUCGGCACGUCAAUCUGCACAGCCUUCAGCACCACAGCCGACGGACGAAAGAGAGGAGGAAGAGGAAGAAGCUCAGCAUGAAGACGACAAUGGCAAGCCUUUUCCAGGCGCUCAAACCGAGAGAGAUCUAGCCCACCACCGACUCUUCGGCCGACAGGGUUUUCUCCGAAGCACACGGACCACAAAGCAUUCAUGGGCAAAGGCUGAGCCCUUUGUGAAGCAGUACCACUUGCCGUGGAAUGUUCCACUUUCUCCCGAGAGCCUUGGCAAGCUGAUCCAUGGAUUCGCUCCCGUGGAAAUGGAGGAUAAAUGGUUCAUCUAUGCGGAUGGCCCAGACGCUUCUGGUGCUGCCACGGUCAAUUUCCACCGCAGUUGGACAGGGGCAAAAGUCGCUGAAAUUGCACUUGAUAUUGCGUGGGGCGAAGACAGCGCUGCAGGAUUGUGGAGCGGGAGUAUCGUCCAGCUAACCUUGGAGAGUGAUAUAGACGGCUUGCCGGAGGAAGACUCGGCCGAGGAGUUGGUGAAGUUCCAAGUCCUGGAAGCAUGCCAUUGGGUAUUAGGCAUCAAGCUCGUUGACGAGAUAAAGGAACCAAAGUCUUGGGAGGCACUAUCCAAGAUGCCGGCCCUGUCACGACGUUUAUCGACGUCACAAAUCACCUAUCGGGGCACCCGAGUUUCGCAGGAGACGAUGGAAGAUCUUGAGCGUCUGAGAUUCCAGAAUGUCCAGAUCUUGCUUUCAUAG
Fonsecaea multimorphosa CBS 102226 is the source of this 825-nucleotide messenger RNA. RefSeq lists its product as uncharacterized. NCBI's taxonomy places the organism in Eukaryota, Fungi, Ascomycota, Eurotiomycetes, Chaetothyriales, Herpotrichiellaceae. The transcript has a single exon. The record is from RefSeq and is a predicted model, not a curated record. The coding region runs from base 1 to 825 and encodes 274 amino acids.